CGCUCCAUCAUGGUCAGAAUCUGGGGAACCGGCGCAUGGCAGUCUCUUCCUCGUCCAUAGUCCAUGCACCCUCGACCAACACCACCCCGCGAUUGCUGUCUGAGCGAUGACGACUGGCACGCUCACUGCAACGGAGUAGGAUAAGCCAGCCUUCUCACCUACGCUCGACCAUUCGGAAUCGCAUUGCCAACUUGAGUCACGCAAGACUUGGAUACCAACGCAACGAUUGAAGCACGACACUCCUGCUGCGCGGAAUCGUAACGACUCAGACGAAGGGCCUCGGACAGACCACCCCCUCAUAGACUACCGCACACAAUCACAAUCAAGAUGCCCACUCAAAGACCCUUCUUCGCCAACUUCCUCGCCGCCUUCCGCUCCAACACCUACCCCAAAGCCCAACCCUCCCUCGCCACAUCCGGCGCAGUCGCAGCCUCCACCCAAACAAUCUGGACCACAGCCUCGACCCCCGCACCAAAGACCUCCCAGUCCGAACAAUCCAGCACACCCGCCAAACCCAUCCUCCCCAAAUCCACCACUGCCUCUACCACAGCCGCCGUCGCAGCAGCAGCCAACACCCAACUCCACCCAACCCUCCAACAUCACGUCACGCCGCAAACACACCUCCCGCGCUCGCCUUCGUCACAAGCCCUACCCGUCUACGGCCCCCCGAACAAACCUCAACCUUCAUAUCCCACCGCAGCGGAGAGUCGACGAGCGCGACGGCGAGGCAGCGACAGUAGUUCUGAUUCCGGGGGGUUCCGCGAAGUCAAGGGUGGGAAUGAGAAGUGGUUUAUUGGGGGCCGCACGGCGGCGGGCGAGGAGCGGUAUUAUAAGUUGAGUAUGGUGAAGAGGGAGCGGAGUUCGGAUCGCAUUAGUGCGGAUCAGUUGAGUUUGUGAAGUAUGGCUUUGGGCAUGUUCAUUUUGGCAAGGCGUCUGGGCUUUUGGCGUUUGUACAGGAUUAUGUCGGUGUUCAAUCAACGGCCGGGAGGGGCCAAGGCGCUUCAAUGAGGCGGGCGGCUCGCAAUUCACAAUGUAACGAACCAACACAAUGGCAC
This is a messenger RNA of Neohortaea acidophila, 1055 nucleotides long. RefSeq lists its product as uncharacterized. The record is from RefSeq and is a predicted model, not a curated record. The transcript has a single exon. The coding region runs from base 328 to 897 and encodes 189 amino acids. NCBI's taxonomy places the organism in Eukaryota, Fungi, Ascomycota, Dothideomycetes, Mycosphaerellales, Teratosphaeriaceae.